ACCCUAUCGUUUAAAGUUGAGGUAAUUUAAGUAUGUUUAGACAUGUUCGGUGUUUACGACAAAUCGAAGGAUAGUAUUUUGUAUUUCGCAAACCGCAUUGGGAUCCUUCUGGGAUUUGAUGUAAUCAGUGAUAUUUCAAACAUUAAUAUUGAAUUCUUCGAAUACGUACUUCAGAGUAUUAGCGAUUUCAAAAGUGAUCCCUCAAAAGAAAAUGAAAGCCGUUGGAACUACUUGCUGCAAUCACUGUCAAACUUAAUGGGCAUCUCGCUUGAAUAUAUAUCUGCCAAAAAUUUGUGCGUGCAUAAUCUGAAUGAUCUUCACAAUCUCCUUGAAAUUAUUAAUCUUCUAACAGAAGUUUCAUCCCUCAGUAGUGUGAAGAACUUUUCGGAUUGCAGCCGUGUUCACCAAGCUAGCUCAAUCGUAGAUGACUCAAAGAGAAAUAAAUUGCACGGAAAUGUUUCGUACAAACUUGGAAAUGACCACAACAUGGGUUCUGAAUAUGAUUCCGUGCCAAUUUCCUUCAGUGAUUUUCGAUUUGAUUCUGCGAACGAAACAAAAGACAAUCUAGAACAUAUCUUGCAGUCUACAAAUAAAGCAGAGAAUAGUGAUACUAUUAGACUGGCGUAUUUACGAGAAAAAUUGAAAGAGUGUUUAUCAAUUAUGCGGCACAACAGAAGCAGUUUGAAAAACACUGAGUUUUGGGUAAAUACUACUUUACAGCCAGAUUCAAUUGCCAUUGGACAGUCUACUGCAAAACACCUCACAUCUAAAGGUUACAGUUCUGGCUGCAGUAGUGUAAUUAAACCUCAUGCUAAACCUCUGGUGGAACCAUUGGCUAUUUGUAGAAAAAAGCAUCCAUAUGUAAUGCAUCCAAACAGUGUCUGUGAAGAGAAUCAAGAACGAUCUGAACAACCGUUCAACAGAAUACUUAAGGCAUUUCCAAGACUUGAUUUAGAUGGACAUGAAGAGCACAUUCUUCAAAGAAAAGCGUUAAGCGUGAUAAAACAGUUUUCGGACAAUUUUCCCACUGAUCUGUCGUCGCUGCGUGCUUCAACUAUCAGUGAACCAAGAUCUCUGCUGAGAAAUGUUGAAGAAACCCAGAAGCAUCGUCUUUCUCAGUUAUUACGCCAUGAUCGUCAGAUAGACCAUCUUAGAAAGCAAAGAGCAAGUGAAGCUGUUGAACGACGUAUCCGAGCAGAAGCUAGGGAGCGGAAGUUCCAACUUGUUAGAGCUAAAAAAUAUUUUGAUGAAUUUGUCCGAGAAUUUCGCCUCAAAAAACUCAGUAAAAUUAAUGCUGAUGAACAGAUAUUUCGAAACUUCUUCCAACAAUUUCUUCAAUGUCAAAAAGAAUACCUUAAUGAAAUGCGAAAACUGGAGCGUGAAGAAAAACUACAGGAAAAGGAACAAAGAAAAAGGCUUAUAGAGACUAUAGAACACGAAUAUCGUGUUCGAUUGGAGUUGUUGAAUGAAAAUAUUAAAAAGGAGCGUGAUGAACAAUCACUUCGCAUGCGUGAAGAACAAAAAAUAUUGAAGAAUAGUAAACGGGAUUUACGCCGUCAUUUGGAAACAAGUUUACGUGAAACACAAGAAGCCUUUUUAAACAAUAAAGACAGAGUAUAUUUCAGAGAACAAGAAGCGAAGAUGCUUUUAACAUCGAAUAACCUUUCCUUACAUAAUUCCAAAGGAAAUCAUUGAAACCAUUUAAUUGUACAAUUUUGUGAUUUGUAAUGGUAUUUGUCAAUCAACUUUACAAAAUUUCUUCAUAUUGUACAGCUAUAGUGUAUAUGGGAUAUUUUUGAACAAGUUCAUUCUGGACUGACAUAUAAGUAACUUUUAUGAGAUAAUAUAAACUUGAUUAUCG
This is a messenger RNA of Trichobilharzia szidati, 1861 nucleotides long. The record is from the annotation of a GenBank genome assembly. Lineage: Eukaryota; Metazoa; Platyhelminthes; Trematoda; Strigeidida; Schistosomatidae.